UCCGGCUUCGUGUGAACGGAUCGUUCCGAGCAGCGCGAUUCCCGCUGUCGCGCAUACACCUUUGAUAGGCGUGAGAUGAGCAGACGCUAGACGGCGCGGUAUCUUCGACACACGGCGUAUCAGCUUCCAAGUUCAAGUGGUGUUCGAUCGUCGUGACACACACAACAGCAACAACUCAAAGAAUUAGCAGAGCGCCAUGAUUCUACGGACCGCUGUUCCCACGAUCGCCGUGUUGCUAGGCCUGGUGGUAAUCCGGACGGUUAGCGCCCAAUCCUGCUGUGAAUCGUACUGCUACAACAAUGAUCUCGAGCGCAAACAGGUGCAACACUUUGCCACUAAAACCGCCUAUGAGGUGAUCCGUGUUCCGGACACCGAUAAGCAGCAUAUUGUACCGAAUUGUCGCCCGGUGAAAUUCUGGGCCCUUAAUCGUCACGGUACCCGACUACCAUCGAAGGGAGACGUGCUCAACUGGCCAAAACAGCUGAAAUUGCUACAGGAUGCCAUACUGGAGAACUACUUUACGCGCCGCACGCUACCGGAUAACGGGCGAAUGUGCGAGGAAGAUCUGGAGUUGCUGCGACGGUGGAGCUGGAACCCGAACAUUACCGAACAGUACGAGUCGGUCCUGACGACGGCCGGUUGGGAUGAGGUGAAGUACUUGGCCCAGCGCACCAAGGAACGCUACUGGGAGAUCUUUGGCCCUACGUAUGAACCCUCGAAAUAUCACUUCCGUCACAGUAAAACCCAACGAACGGAGGCAAGCUUCAAGGCGUUCGUGGAAGGUUUGUUCGGGACGGAGGAAUCGAAACGUGUGAAACCGGAACCGGCCACCACGCCGGAUCAUCUGCUGCGACCGUACGAUGAUUGUCAGGACUAUCAGAACAAUGUGGCACGCGAGGAACGGGACGAGAAUGCUGAGGCCAACAAAUUCCUCCGUACACCCGUCUACACCAGUACGGUUUGGGACAUUUCGCAGCGGUUAGGUUUUCGGCACAAUUUGAGUAGCGAGCAGAUCGAUGCCAUGUGGGGCAUUUGUCGUUACGAGCAGGCAUGGUUCCUUUCUCGACCGAGCCCGUUCUGUGCCGCUUUUACCGAGGAGCAGGUCAGUGUGCUCGAGUACUGGGAGGAUCUGCAGUAUUAUUAUACCACCAGCUACGGUUAUGAGCACGCACCGAACCUAGCCUGCCACGUGGCGGCCGAUAUGCUGAAGCAUCUUGAGUCGGUCAGUGAACCGACGGUGGUGUCGUAUUUUUCGCAUGAUACCACCAUCCAGCUGCUGCUGGCCGCUCUCGGUGCGAAGCGGGAUAGUGUUCCAUUGCGGGCCGAUAACUAUGCAACGAUGCGUAACCGUCGGUAUACCUCGAGCGACGUACCGUUCGGUUCCAACAUUGCCGCCGUCAAGUAUCAGUGCACUGAACCACAGGAACCGGUGAAGGUGAUCUUUUUCCUCAACGAAAGGCCCAUCAUGCUGGACUGGUGUCGGGUGGGGCUCUGCAACUGGUCCGACGUGAAGCGCCAGUACCAAAGAUUCCGCGAGGCUAACUGUGACCAGCUGUACUGCCACGGAAGCGGUGCACCAGGAAUGAGGCUUUCAUUUGCUCUGCUGCUGCUACUGACCGGUGUUCAAGUGGUGGCAUGGAUGCGCCGGCUGUGAGGCUCCGUGCAGCGCAGAAUAAAGUAGCAAACAAACCUCAAACAUA
Molecule: messenger RNA, 1700 nt
Organism: Anopheles aquasalis
Lineage: Eukaryota; Metazoa; Arthropoda; Insecta; Diptera; Culicidae
Gene: Mipp1
Product: Multiple inositol polyphosphate phosphatase 1
Molecular function (GO): inositol phosphate phosphatase activity; acid phosphatase activity
Source: RefSeq, a predicted model, not a curated record